Messenger RNA from Mirounga angustirostris (Northern elephant seal), 4214 nucleotides. RefSeq names its product zinc finger protein 565 (gene ZNF565). Lineage: Eukaryota; Metazoa; Chordata; Mammalia; Carnivora; Phocidae. Gene Ontology annotation, cellular component: nucleus. Bases 1394 to 2593 code for a protein of 399 amino acids. Gene Ontology annotation, biological process: regulation of transcription by RNA polymerase II. Gene Ontology annotation, molecular function: DNA-binding transcription factor activity, RNA polymerase II-specific; RNA polymerase II cis-regulatory region sequence-specific DNA binding. The transcript is spliced from 9 exons. The record is from RefSeq and is a predicted model, not a curated record.
CAGGCUUGUAUUUGAUUACCUUCUGUCAACAGCAACGCCGCUUUUCCGGCCUUGAACUACAUUUCCCUUAAGGCUUUGCUGGUCAGCACCCUGUCCCACACGAACUUGGCUGCCACUUCCAGUGAUUAUGGGGCUCUCAGGGUGAGUCGUCCUGCUUUAGAAGAAAAUCAGCUCAAGCCUGGUGGGAGGUUUGGAGCAGGGACUACGUCUUUGAAGCUCCCCCAGGCGCAGUGUCAAACGGCCAAACUCAGGCUCUGAGGUACGAGGACGCCAUCUUAGCUGUCUCUGGUCUGGCUCUGGACUACGUUUCCCAGAGGCCACAGUGGCUCGACGUUACGUCUUUCUUGACGUCGUGGCGAGAUCGUUAGCUCCACAGGGACCCGGACGCGACCAAGGGGAGGCAGAAGGCACGACUACAGCACACAUGAAUAUAGUUACCAAAUCAAGAAGUUUGCAACUAUUAGGAGCUGACAAAGCAAAAACAAAAGCCAUUCUGUGAAAAUAUAACUGUUUUUAGAAUAUCCUAAGCUAUUAUUUCAUGUUCAAGGGGAUUGUUUUUAAAAAAAGAAGUUGCUUCUGUAAAUUAAGUGUGAUUUCUUUUUGGAGCAAGGAGGAUAUCCUGGAUUGAGGGCUGACAAGAGGUCUGUGCACAGGACUCUGCAUUUGUCCAAGAGAAGAAUCUAAAGAAAUCAGAGCAGCUCAGGUAGUUCUAAAAGCCAUGGCACAGACGUUUUCCUGGAUGAGUCAGAUUGUCAAAACCUAAACCUACUCAUCAAUUUCAACUUCAUUUAAAAUGGUACAACCAGUUAUUAUGUGCCUCCUGAUGGAUGCGAUAGGAAGUACAUAGCACCACCUCUGGUAUAUUCCUGCCCCUCCAAAGAAAAUGUGAAUCAGGCCUACAGAUCUAACUACCUUUUCACACAAAGGAUUCGUAACAUUCAGGGAUGUGGCCAUAGAGUUCUCUCAGGAAGAAUGGAAGUGCCUGGAACCUGCCCAGAGAAACUUAUACAGGGAUGUGACUCUGGAGAACUUCAGUAACUUGGUCUCACUAGGACUUUCCAUUUCUAAGCCUGAUGUCAUUUCCUUAUUGGAGCAAGGGAGAGAACCCUGGAUGAUUACAAAUGAUAUGACAGGACCAUGGUGUCCAGAGAGCGAGAGAGCACAAGCAGAGUGCAAGGGAGAAGCAGGCUCCUUGCUGAGCAGGGAGCCCGAUGUGGGGCUCAACCCCAGGACCCUGGGAUCAUAACCUGAGCCGAAGGCAGAUGCUUAACCAUCUGAGCCACCCAGGCGCCCCUUCUGCCCAUUUUUAACUGGAUUAUUUGAGCUGGAGUCCAGGUGUGAGAAAUUUCCACAAAAAGAUAUUUCUGAAGUAGAGUCAUUCGGUUGGGAAAUAAUGGAAAGCCUUAAAUGCUGUGAUUUUGAUGGCUCUAGUUUGAGAGAUGGCUGGGAAUACAAAGGCCAAUUUGAAAGACAACAAGUAACUCAGGAAUGCUGUUCCAAGCAAGUAAAAGUCAUGUAUGAAAACGUGCCCACUUUUGAGCAUCGUACAUCCCUCACUUUACAUCAGAACAAUGAGAUUGGUGAAAAACUGAUUGAAUGUAAUGAAUGUGGAAAAGCAUUUAGCCGUGGCUCACACCUUAUUCAGCAUCAGAAAACUCACACUGGUGAAAAACCUUUUGAAUGUAAGGAAUGUGGGAAGGCCUUUAGUCGUGCCUCACACCUUGUUCAACAUCAGAGAAUUCAUACAGGUGAGAAACCUUAUGACUGUAAGGAAUGUGGGAAGGCUUUUGGCCGUACUUCAGAACUUAUUCUACAUCAAAGACUUCAUACUGGUGUCAAACCCUAUGAAUGUAAAGAAUGUGGAAAGACCUUUAGACAGCAUUCACAACUUAUUCUGCAUCAAAGAACUCACACAGGUGAGAAACCCUAUGUAUGUAAAGACUGUGGGAAGGCUUUUAUUCGUGGCUCACAACUUACUGUUCAUCGGAGAAUUCAUACAGGUGCUAGACCUUAUCAAUGUAAAGAAUGUGGGAAAGCCUUUAGACAGCAUUCACAGCUUACUGUCCACCAGAGGAUUCAUACUGGUGAGAAACCCUAUGAGUGUAAGGAAUGUGGGAAGGGCUUUAUUCAUAGCUCAGAAGUUACUCGACAUCAAAGAAUUCAUUCUGGGGAGAAACCCUACGAAUGUAAGGAAUGUGGGAAGGCCUUUAGACAACACGCACAGCUUACACGACAUCAGAGAGUUCACACUGGUGACAGACCUUAUGAAUGUAAGGACUGUGGGAAGGCGUUUAGUCGUAGUUCGUACCUUAUUCAACAUCAGAGAAUUCAUACAGGUGACAAACCCUAUGAAUGUAAGGAAUGUGGGAAAGCCUUUAUUCGUGUUUCACAACUGACCCAUCAUCAGCGAAUUCAUACUUGUGAGAAACCCUAUCAAUGUAGGGAAUGUGGAAUGGCCUUUAUUCGUAGUUCACAACUUACUGAACAUCAGAGAAUUCAUCCUGGGAUCAAACCUUAUGAAUGUAGAGAAUGUGGGCAGGCCUUUAUUCUUGGCUCACAGCUCAUCGAACACUACAGAAUCCAUACUGGUUAGAAAGCCUUGAAUGUUAGGGGUGUAGGAGCCUUUACAUGGAGUUCACACCUGACUCAAUAUUAGAUAAUGUGUAUGUAAUGUGAUUAAUGUGAAAACCUUCACUUGUCACUUCCAUUACGGAACAUCGGAUAACUCAUAGCAGAAGAAAAUCCAAUAAAUGUGGGAAUUCUUUUUGCCUCACACUCACUGCUUACCAAGCAUCAGAAAACUUAGGCUGAAAUAAAUAUUAAUAUGAAUAUAGAAAACCUUUCUAUUACCAUUCAAAAUGUGUUAAACUUCUGAGAAUUCCUAAUAUUAAGAUAUUUUGUGAAUGUGCCUUUUACCAUGACAUACAUCUUACUUAACAUUAUCUCAGCUCCACCAGUUACCGACUGUAUAGCACUGGACAAAUAAUGCAGUCUUCCUGUUCCUCAGUUUACUUGUUUUUAAGCAGUGAUCAUUAUACUUUUUUUUUAAUAUUUUAUUUAUUUAUUUGACAGAGACAGAGAUAGCGAGAGCAGGAACACAAGCAGCAGGAGUGGGAGAGGGAGAGCAGAUUUUCCCACGGAGCAGGGAGCCCAAUGUGGGACUCGAUCCCAGGACCCUGGGAUCAUGACCUGAGCCAAAGGCAGAUGCUUAACGACUGAGCCACCCAGGUGCCCCAGUGAUCAUUAUACUUACCCAAUAGAGUUUUCCUAUCAGAUAUUUUAUAUAAAGCCUGUAUUCAAUAAAUAUUAGUUACCGUUGUUAAUUAGUAACGGUAUUAGUGUUAAGGAGUUCUUGUGAGAGGAGGCCUUCUGAAUGUGUCAAGUAUUAAAAAGCUUUCAUAACCACUUGUUAAUGAUAAUUCAUUCUAGAAAACAGUAGUCAAGUGUAAUUAUCAUGCGGUCGUCAUGAUAUUUAAAGCUAGAAAGUCACAAGAGUAGAAGCUAACAGAAGAGUAGCCAAAAGAAAUCUGCCCAUUUGGAAAUCUAAAGCCACCUUCAGGUAGAACUUGAAAAGCAGUCAAAAAGUUCUGCACAUCAAAACCAGUUCAGUAUAGCCAAAGCUGUGUUCCUGUCAACCCAAGGAGUGAAGGUAGGGGCUUUGUUUUCCAAAUGUAGAUCUCCAGCACCUACUUGUUGGCAGUUACAUACUAAGCACAUUGAAUGAAUGGUCAACUCUAAACAUUAGAGGGAAAUAAACCCUAAUCAGCGGUAAGAAUGAUCAUUAAAAACAAAAAAUAAUAAAAUAGAAAACAACAGUAGACUUAAUAUGAAGGUUAUUUAUUUAACAAUAUAAGAUGGACAAUUAACAACCCUGAUCUAGAAAAGAAAAUAUUUAGCAUUAUGAAUAAGGAAGGGGUGAAUAUUCCUUUUAAAAAGCUACUAUGCAUGAUUUUAAUGUAUUAGGAAAUUUGAAUAGAUUUUUACAAAAAUAUCAAAGUUCACAAAGAUAUGGAAUACCUGAAUAAAUCAAUGAUUGUAGAAGGACAUAAAAAGUCAGUCUGCCCCUUCAAAAAAAAUAGUUUAACCUACUAAGACUUCAAGGAACAGAUAGAUAAUCCCUGAGAGAAGCUUGCCAGUUUAUUUUUAAGGCUAAAUAAAAUUAUAAUAAAAAAAAAUUCAAAAAGAAAAAAAAAAAGAAAAAAAAAAUUCAACAA